UUUAUUUGUUAACUCCCCGUCUCCUCUCCCGCCUCUAAUUAGUUUGUUUCAUCUGUUCCUUUUAACUUGCAACUUCCUUUCUCUGUCCUUCUCUGUCUCAAAUUCCCUCACCACUGUUUACAAUAUCUCUCUCGGUGGUCCUUAUAUUUUUGGGUUGUUCUGUUUAGUUGUUUUGCAAAGAAAAAGAAAAAGAAGAAAAUGAGAGAUGAUGGAGGAGCAGAUUGCACUAAAUUUGUUGACACUGGGAGCAAUACUAUACCCAGAUCAAAAUUUGGCAAUAUAAUGCAUUCUGACCCUAAUAUGUCAUCCACCGUUAAUGAUGAGGAUUUUUCAAUCCGCAACAGCAGCGCUUCAGCUGUAACUCCAGGCUUUUUCGACCCAAAUCGAUUGAGCUGUGAAGGGUCUCCCAUGACUAUGUCACCAUGGAAUAAUACCUCUCCUUUUACCAAAUCUCCAUGGGCUAAUUUUGAGGAAAAUAUUCCCCAGAAUGGACUCAUUGGUUCUCUUGUUCGCGAAGAGGGACAUAUUUAUUCAUUGGCUGCAAAGAAAGAUCUUCUUUAUACAGGUUCUGAUAGCAAGAACAUUCGUGUGUGGAAGAAUCUGAAAGAAUUUUCUGGGUUCAAAUCUAGCAGUGGUUUGGUUAAAGCGAUUAUAAUCUCUGGAGAAAAGAUCUUCACUGGUCAUCAAGAUGGAAAGAUACGAGUUUGGAAAGUUUCUCCAAAGAAUCUAAGCGUACACAAACGCUCAGGAACUUUACCUACACUAAAAGACAUAUUCAAAAGCUCAAUCAAACCAAGCAAUUACGUUCAAGUUCGAAACCACCGCUCAGCUCUCUGGAUAAAGCAUUCUGAUGCUGUGUCUUGCUUAAGCUUUAACGAAGAUCAAACCCUUUUAUACUCUGCUUCUUGGGAUAGAACCUUCAAAGUCUGGAGAAUCUCAGACUCAAAAUGUCUCGAAUCUAUCAGCGCUCACGACGACGCGGUGAACUCUGUCGUGGCAACAACGGAAGGAAUGGUGUUUACAGGAUCAGCUGAUGGAACCGUAAAAGUCUGGAAAAGAGAACAGCCAGGGAAAACCACAAAGCAUAACAUGGUUCAGACAUUGUUAAAACAAGAAUGUGCUGUUACAGCUUUAGCUGUAAACACCUCUGGUUCAGUGCUGUACUGUGGAUCAAGUGACGGUGUAGUGAACUAUUGGGAAAGAGAAAAGCAGUUGUCUCAUGGUGGAGUUCUUAAAGGCCAUAAACUAGCGGUUCUGUGCCUUGCGGCUGCAGGGAAUUUGGUGUUCAGCGGAUCAGCAGAUAAAACAAUCUGUGUUUGGAGGAGAGAUGGAAAUAUUCACACAUGUCUGUCUGUGCUGACUGGGCAUACUGGGCCUGUCAAGUGCUUGGCUGUGGAGGAAGAUAGGGAGCAGUCUAAACCUGGAGAUCAAAGGUGGGUGGUGUACAGCGGGAGUCUUGAUAAGUCUGUUAAGGUCUGGAGUGUAUCUGAACUAGCACCUGAUGUUAAUCAGGUGGCUAUGAUGCAACAGCAGCAGCACUAUGCGAUGCAGCCUGAUAGGGGUGACCCUGCUACAUCUGAAGAUAGUAGCAGAGCAGGCAGGAUGUUCUAAUCUCAACAACAUUGGAUCUUUAAUUACUUACCAAACGUUGCUGCUGGUAAAUGGAUUAAUUGAAGGUAUAUGCCCGUGGAAAGCUAUUAUUGAGGCUUGCCCAGCAGAGAGCGAAACAAAGGACAAAAUAAUGAGUGCCAGUUUUUGUAUAUCCUAGUGGAUGUUGUGCGACUAAAACUAAUUGCUUCACCAUUCAGAUUGUAGAUUUUACCCAGUAAUAUACCCUCAUUAUGUUUUUACUUUCA
This is a messenger RNA of Ricinus communis (castor bean), 1856 nucleotides long. RefSeq names its product protein JINGUBANG. Bases 199 to 1611 code for a protein of 470 amino acids. Gene Ontology annotation, molecular function: protein binding. The record is from RefSeq and is a predicted model, not a curated record. The transcript has a single exon. NCBI's taxonomy places the organism in Eukaryota, Viridiplantae, Streptophyta, Magnoliopsida, Malpighiales, Euphorbiaceae.